Molecule: messenger RNA, 945 nt
Organism: Caenorhabditis briggsae
Lineage: Eukaryota; Metazoa; Nematoda; Chromadorea; Rhabditida; Rhabditidae
Exons: 5
Coding region: 1-945 (314 amino acids)
Source: RefSeq, a predicted model, not a curated record
AUGCUCCAUACAAUAAAUUCAUUUCUUCUUCCUCUUCUCCUGAUUCUUUCAUCGUUUGAAUCCGUCGAAUCAUCUGCGUCAACGGAUACAAAAAAUGUGAAGAAUGGAGGGGCGAAACCGCCGAAUCUGAAACUUCUGGAAUGUUUUGAAUUCAAGAAAAACUAUUGGAUUGUCGGACACGCUUUUCAUACAUCAUCUGUUCAGUUCAAAGACGAAUGUCUCCGUAUGUGCCUUACCUCAUCAAUCCGCAAAGCAAAGUGCCUAUCAGCAAUGCAUGUUCCAAACGAUGACGAAUGUGUGAUUUCAGAUCAAAAUCAGGUCACCAAACCCGAUCUCUUCAUUGAAAAUGACACUCCUGGAUCGUUUACUGUCAACUUUUUCCGCAAUAUUUGUGUGGAUCCUCCAGAUUCCGAAGGAGCCAACAGAUUCGAGGCACGUCUUCAGGGAUAUAAAGGCGGAGAAGGAAUAAUUGAAUUGGCACAAACGUCAGGGAGAAACACUCAAGUGAUGGUGGUAAUUUCGGGACUCAAAGAGAACUCGGUAAGAUUGGAUUCCAGUGCUCAAACACUUAAAAAUACUAAUCAGCUCUACGAAGUUGCUCUUUUGCCUGGAAGAUCAGAUGAAAAGGGAGGAAAGUGCCAUAAAAAAGCCAGAGUGGAUGGAGAAGAAAAAACGAUAAUGACAUUGGAAACAGAUCACACUGGGAUGGCGGUUGAACCAUGGCGCAAUAUGGAUUUAGAUAUUUUUGAAGAGAAUGUGAUUGGAUUGACUGCCAUUGUCGUAGAAAACUCAUCGCGAACAAUCGUCGACUGUGGACCAAUUCGUCUUGCCUCCUCAUCAUCAUCUAACUCAUCUUCCACUCAAGUUUCUUCAUCUGAAAAAUCUGAAAUUCUCUUCUUUUCCACGGGUCUCUCACUCAUUCUUUCUGUCUUUCUGUUCAUGUAG